This is a messenger RNA of Dracunculus medinensis (Guinea worm), 1200 nucleotides long. The record is from the annotation of a GenBank genome assembly. Lineage: Eukaryota; Metazoa; Nematoda; Chromadorea; Rhabditida; Dracunculidae.
AUGUCUUCUUCAGCGAUAUUCGUGCUCGAUUUGAAAGGCAAAGUGAUAAUUUCGAGAAAUUAUCGCGGAGAUAUUGAUAUGGGAAUUAUUGAUAAAUUCAUGCCUUUAUUAAUGGAAUGUGAAGAAGAGGCUCGUCAGACACCCGUUCUUCAUCAUCAACAAAUUUACGAAUAUUUUUCUUUAGUUGUGUCAACAUCUCGAAAGAAUGUGAACAUUGCACUGGUUUUGACCUUUUUAUAUAAAUGUAUCGAAGUGUUCGGAGAAUAUUUCAAAGAUGUUGAGGAAGAAUCAAUUCGCGAUAAUUUUGUUACAACUGAAGGAAAAAUAUUGUUUAUAACCCAAGAGGGAUAUAAACUGGAAAUUGCACCUCGACCUCCAAUGGCAGUGACAAAUGCAGUGUCAUGGCGAUCUGAAGGUGUAAAAUAUAGGAAAAAUGAAGUUUUUUUAGAUGUAAUUGAAUCAGUCAAUAUGUUGGCGAAUGCCAAUGGAACUGUUUUACAAAGUGAAAUUGUUGGAUCGGUCAAAAUGCGUGUUUUCUUAACUGGGAUGCCUGAAUUAAGAUUGGGUCUCAAUGAUAAAGUGCUUUUCGAGAACAGUGGGCGUGGAAAGACGAAAUCAGUUGAACUCGAGGAUGUUAAAUUUCAUCAGUGUGUUCGUCUAUCUCGUUUUGAAAAUGAUCGGACAAUUAGUUUCAUUCCUCCUGAUGGGGAAUUUGAGCUUAUGAAUUAUAGACUAAUGACUGUCGUAAAACCACUUAUAUGGAUCGAAGCUGUGGUUGAGAGGCAUACGCACUCGAGAGUUGAAUAUAUGGUUAAGGCAAAGUCACAGUUCAAACGACGGUCUACGGCUAAUAAUGUGGAAAUUAUAAUUCCUGUGCCUAGCGAUGCAGAUUCUCCAAAGUUUAAAACAUCUAUUGGAAGUGUUAAAUACACACCAGAACAAUGUUCAUUUGUUUGGACUAUAAAAAGCUUUCCAGGAGGCAAGGAAUAUUUGAUGAGAGCUCAUUUUAAUUUACCUUCCGUGCAAUGUGAAGAUCGUGAAGGCAAACCACCUAUGAAAGUCAAGUUUGAGAUACCUUAUUUCACCACAUCAGGAAUUCAGGUACGUUAUCUUAAAAUCAUCGAAAAAAGUGGAUAUCAAGCUCUUCCUUGGGUACGAUAUAUUACACAAAAUGGUGAUUAUCAGCUUCGUAUGAUGUAA